CGCGGUUGCUGGACGCUGAAGACCUGCUGCUCGCUUCCCUACAUCCCGCAGCCUCGUCCUGCGUGCUCCACUCCGCUCCCCUCCGCCGAUCCGCAAGCCCUCCGCCCGCCAGGCGCCAUGCAUCCCGCGCGCCCCGCGCUCUGGGCGGCUGCGCUCACCGCACUCACUCUGCUCCGCGGGCCGCCGGUGGCGCGGGCCAGCGCGGGCGCGGUGGGCGCGGGCCCCGUGGUGCGCUGCGAACCGUGCGACGCGCGUGCGCUGGCCCAGUGCGCGCCUCCGCCCACCGCGCCCGCGUGCACGGAGCUGGUGCGAGAACCCGGCUGUGGCUGCUGCUUGACUUGCGCGCUGCGCGAAGGGGAUGCUUGCGGCGUCUACACCGAGCGCUGCGGCACCGGCCUCCGCUGCCAGCCGCGGCCCGCGGAGCAGUACCCGCUGAAGGCGCUGCUCAAUGGCCGCGGGUUCUGCGCCAACGCCAGCGCCGCUGGCAGCCUGAGCGCCUACCUGCCCUCCCAACCCGCUCCAGGAAACGUCAGCGAGUCUGAGGAGGACCACGGUGCCGGGAGUGUGGAAAGCCAGGCUGUGCCCAGCACACACCGAGUGACUGAAUCCAAGUUCCAUCCCCUCCAUGCAAAGAUAGAUGUCAUCAAAAAAGGCCAUGCCAGGGACAGCCAACGUUACAAAGUUGACUAUGAGUCACAGAGCACAGACACCCAGAACUUCUCCUCUGAGUCUAAGCGGGAGACAGAAUACGGUCCCUGCCGCAGAGAAAUGGAAGACACACUGAAUCAUCUGAAGUUCCUCAAUGUGUUGAGUCCCAGAGGUGUCCACAUCCCAAACUGUGACAAGAAGGGGUUCUAUAAGAAGAAGCAGUGCCGCCCAUCCAAAGGCAGAAAGCGGGGCUUCUGCUGGUGUGUGGACAAGUACGGACAGCCCUUGCCUGGCUACGACACCAAGGGGAAAGAUGACGUGCACUGCCUCAGUGUGCAGAGCCAGUAGAUGCCGCUGAGCCACUUGACGUGGAGAACAAAUACGCCUUAUUUUGCACAAAAGACUGCCAACAACAUGAUCAGCAGCUGGCUACAGCCUUGAUUUCUAUUUCUUUUUUUUGUGGUGAACUGAUUAAAAAAAAAAAAACCAAAGUUUAGACAGAUUUUUUUGAAAUGCCUCUGGUUGUUUAAAUUGUAAACUUGAUCGUCUUUCUACUCUCCGGUAGUCAACAAACAGCAGUUUGAAUUUUCCUGUUGCUUCCUGUGAAAACAGUCCUGCUCCAGGCCACGGACGCCCUCUUCCCCUAACCCACCCAGUACGGGCUGCAGUGCUGCUGGCCCUCAGCCUGCUUGACGUCAGAGGUUCUGUUGCCGAUAGAGAAAAACCCUCUUUCCAUUCCCUGUAAUGAAUGCAGGCAGUGUGGAGAGUGGGGAAGCCCUAACCAAGCCACCAGAACAUCUGGAUGCACACACCCAAGACUUGUGGCCCUUGUGGUAUCAUCUGAACCAGCGCAGGUGACCUGAUCUUCCUGGGAACUGUGAGAGAGAAUAGGUGGAGUCUCUCUUAUUAAGAAUCACCAAGAAUGUUCUAAGGCCCUCUGGGAGCCCAUAGAAACAAGGACGAGGACCUUCCUCUGUCAGGCAGCUUCCUGAUGACCUGGCCCCAGGUGGAAGGAGCAGUGAGUGUCAGCCUCCAAGUUCAGAGAUGUCACAAAUAAUGGUACAGUUAAUUCUUCAGAUGACUUUGAAAAAAACCAACAACAGUGUUUUCUUGUCCAACUUCUCAAAAUAAAGUUUAUUGUGGGGUGGGGGGAAGCUUUUUUUUAAAGAAAGAAAAGGGGGUUUGAAGGGUCGUUUUCAUCUUCCUCUCCUUCCUAUCUGAACAGAAAAGAGGAAUGGCUUGUUGGAGAGCCUGGCAAGACCAAGAGAAUCACCCGUUUGUUGAUCUUGGGGUCCUUCUCAGACUUUCUUUAUAAUUCACGCAUAUACGCAGACAGAAUACCUUCGUAAUUGUUAACAGUGUAUACGGCAUAGCCCGAAUAUAAUAGAAUCUGUACUAGAUAAUCCUAGGUAAAAUGUUAGUGACGCUAGGUGAUGUAACCACAGGCACGCCCAGGGAAAGGAGCCCGCGUCUGGAGGCUGGGCUGCUCUCCCCAAGGCCAAGGAGGUCUGGCAACAGAGGGUGCGAGGAAUCUGCACUGCAUCCCACGGGGUGAACGUGUGCUGUACAGAGCUUGUCUUGAGAGUACAAGGGAAUCUCAAGAUGUUCUGCCUGCCUAUCAGCUUUUCUUUAUUUUUUUAAUUAAGUUUUUUUGGGGGAAAAAAUGUAUUUUUGAAAAGUUUGUCUUGCAAUGUAUUUAUAAAUAGUAAAUAAAGUUUUUAUCAUUU
Messenger RNA from Chionomys nivalis (European snow vole), 2375 nucleotides. It is a transcript of the gene Igfbp3, whose product is annotated as insulin like growth factor binding protein 3. The transcript is spliced from 5 exons. Lineage: Eukaryota; Metazoa; Chordata; Mammalia; Rodentia; Cricetidae. Gene Ontology annotation, biological process: regulation of insulin-like growth factor receptor signaling pathway. The coding region runs from base 118 to 996 and encodes 292 amino acids. The record is from RefSeq and is a predicted model, not a curated record. Gene Ontology annotation, molecular function: insulin-like growth factor II binding; insulin-like growth factor I binding; fibronectin binding. Gene Ontology annotation, cellular component: extracellular region.